AUGCCCUUCACCGAGAGACAACUGCAGGCCCUGCACAUCACUGAGCGGGUGAGCUCGACUAUCUCCCUCGCCGGCUGCCUCUUCGUCGUCUUCACCUUCAUCGCCAGCCGCCGCUUCAGGACGCCCGUUAACCGCCUCAUCUUCUUCGCAACCUGGGGGAACAUACUCGGCAUCUGCGCCACAGCAACCUCGAGAUCUGGCAUCGUUGCGGGCGAGGACAGCUCCCUCUGUCAGUGGCAGGCCACCUUCAUUCAAUGGUUCCAUGUCGCUGAUGCUUUCUGGGCGUUUUGCAUGGCAUGCAAUGUUUACUUGACUCUGUUCCAUCGAUAUAGCACCGCAGAGUUACGGAAGCUGGAGUGGAAGUACAUUAUCAUAUGCUACGUGCUUCCCUUCAUACCGGCUUUUGCCUUCCUCUUCAUCAAGAGCGAGGAUAAAGGGAAGGUUUACGGUGACGCAACACUUUGGUGUUGGAUUAGGCCUGAGUGGUCGGUUCUCCGAAUCGGCGGCGUUUACGGGCCGAUCUGGACUAUAAUCUUGAUCACUCUCGGCAUAUACAUAUACAGUGCCAGGUUCAUUCUUGCCAGUCGCAGAGACAUCAAACGUCUGCGCAACAUCAGUCUUACCUUGUCGGGAGCUGACUCGACCACUGCUGGUGUGACGGAGGUUUCCAGCUACGUCGAGCGUGAUACCAGCCCUGAUCACCAGCAGUAUACCCAACAAAAUAGUAAACAUACAGACCAGCAAAAUAAACAACAGCAGCAAACAUAUUAUCUAGAAAGCUGGCCAGAACCCGAACUUCGACCGGAUCAUUUGGGAGAUGACCUUGAACCGGCCUACUUCCCUCCAGGUACACCUAGACAUACCACUCAUGGCCCUGAACUUCAAGGAGUACACGACGUGAUAGACAUCGAACAUGCAGCGGAGAGCAGCCACAACCUUCCCGAAAGACGUGGCUCAGCCGGUGUUCACCAUCGCAUGCGCAAGGCCUCAUGGGAACGACAGAGUGCUGCAUGGGCCUACUCGAAGUUUGCGCUCCUCUUCUUCUGCUCCUUACUUGUCACCUGGGUACCUGCAACAAUAAACCGUGUCUACUCAUUCGCACAACCGCAUAAACCAAGCAACGUCUUAACUUACGCUGCUUCCCUUGUUCUCCCCCUGGCUGCCCGCCAAGGUCGCUGUCUACGCUGCUGUCUCAUCAUCUGCCAUAUCCUCAUAUAUCUCUUCAUUCCGACACAACCCCCACUUACUCUACAAUUGGUUUGA
Molecule: messenger RNA, 1263 nt
Organism: Nannizzia gypsea CBS 118893
Lineage: Eukaryota; Fungi; Ascomycota; Eurotiomycetes; Onygenales; Arthrodermataceae
Exons: 4
Coding region: 1-1263 (420 amino acids)
Biological process (GO): adenylate cyclase-activating G protein-coupled receptor signaling pathway; cell surface receptor signaling pathway
Cellular component (GO): plasma membrane
Molecular function (GO): G protein-coupled receptor activity
Source: RefSeq, a predicted model, not a curated record